Trypanosoma brucei brucei TREU927 is the source of this 1827-nucleotide messenger RNA. RefSeq lists its product as hypothetical. NCBI's taxonomy places the organism in Eukaryota, Euglenozoa, Kinetoplastea, Trypanosomatida, Trypanosomatidae. The transcript has a single exon. The record is from RefSeq and is a predicted model, not a curated record. The coding region runs from base 1 to 1827 and encodes 608 amino acids.
AUGCAACGGUUAGUUAGUGCACUCUCCCGGUGUAUUCAAGGGCGAGCAGUGACAACACUUGUGCCGACAGCAACGGAGGGAGUCGACACUUUGGAAGCCAGCUUGCGCUCGUUGUCAAAAUCCAGCGGCCUCAUCGACAUUAAACAGUUGGGAAAGUUGAUGAGAAAACUCAUUCAGUGCUCUGACUCUCGCAAGGCACGACUUUGCAAAGAAGCCUGUCGAAUGGCCCACGCUGCGGGGUUGCAUGCGGAGUGUGCGGAAAUGUUUUUUAGCUGCCGCAAGAUGGGCCCUGUCACUCUAAAUGACCUUGUUAUUAAUGCUGCCGCAUGCACGUUGGAUCCGGAGUACUUACAAAAGUGCCUAUCUAAUAGUGACGGUACAUCUCUCACUCGGGGCCUGGCAUCCCAUGAAGCAGUCAUCGUUCUUCGUAUAUUCUGGCAGAGUACAAGGUGUUUCGUGUGCAUCGAACGUAGCCGUAAGGAAUGGAGUGAGGACAGGGGGGAACGAGGUGCGGCAAAGCAGCGCGAGACAGUUCUCGGGCGCUACCGUGCGGUUUCGGAGGAAGCAUUUCGCCUCCUUAAGCUCCCAGAUGACGUUCUGUUUAGCGAUUGGUGGGCAAGGGUCAAACGGCUCGUGUUGUACCACCAGAAAGACAAGGGGGAAGCUGCGGUUUACGAGCAGUUCUUUUCCUGUUGGGAGAAUUACCAUGGCGAGGAAUUUCUGAAGUGGGUAGAGCCACCCUGCCUAGUGGCGAUGCUGCGCUCGUGUGUGAAGGGUGAACGCUGGGACUUGGCGGGCCGCUAUGUGAAUGUUUCCCGUGACUGCCUACUUUCCAGAGCGAACCAUCCUGAUGACACCCUUUUGCAGCAUUGUCUAACGUACUUCAGUUCAUCGUCGUUUAGUAAGGCGGGGGUUGUAUGGUUUGGGCGCAUCCGCGAAGCGUUGGUGGGGUAUAUUCCCUCGGCGAUGGUAAUACACAGUGCAGCAAGACUUGCUGGUGACGCGGGGGAUGGGGAACUUGCCGUGUGGUGCCUGCAAGCGCUUCUUAGUGAACGCCAGCCCUCUUCGCCAUCACCACAUAGUAUCUUCCCGUGUCUUGUGGCCCUGGCAAAGUGUCGAGUGAAGGACUUCAAAAAGGUGCUCCGCACGCUAGAGGAGUCUGGUCACGUGAAACAGACAGGAGAGGAGUAUUUGUAUCUUGAUUUGUUGUAUAGCCGGCACAAUUUGUUCCUUGGGGAAGAACUUGUCCAACGUGUGGAAAAACAUCUUACCCAUGUCGACGGAUGUCUAAGCCGCGCCGGUUUCUCCGUAAGAAAUGCGACAUUGUUCCUUCGUAUCGUGCAGGAAAUGGAGCACGUCAGCUUCUUUAAAUAUUACAUGGUGUUGAAAAGGGAACUUCAAGCCGACGCGUCCGACUACGCGAGAGCUCAGUGGUUAUCUAUUGCGCUUAAAUGGGUUCUGACGCAACCCACACUGAAAAACAGCGACUACGAAACUCUCAUGAUGGAGGCGCGCGCACUCCUCAACGAUGGCAAAACAACUGGUGCAGGUCCGCCACUAGUCGGAUACUCGCUAAACUCGAAGAUUACCUCCCGUCUUGCUGCCAUCCAUCAGUUGCAGGGGAAGGAAGCACCCCGUGGGCUCGUGGAUGAGGCUACUGUGGUUGCGCCAAUCAUGCGCUUCACACGGCAGCGCCACCGCCUUCCCCGGUCCCAACCGCCAUGGAUAGAGGCAGUCAAACCCCCGAGGCAAAGGGAACUUUGGCAGGUGAGGCGCACCCUCGAGGCCCUCGCACAACGGGAAUGGAGGGAACGUGUUCAGCGCUAG